AUGGACAAGCUGACCGAGCAAUCAGGCCAAAACAGAGCCAGGCGAGGUGCGUUUUCUGGACCUUCAAGUUCAGCAGCAGCAGAAACAACGACACCAACGCCAACAACGCCAAAUACCCCAUUGCCAUCUCACACGCAAGCACAGCCCUCCCACAGCACAUUUCAUUCAUCGCAUCAUGAGGAGGUUACCGCGUACGUUGCACAAUAUAGAGAUGCAACCAAUGGCCCUCAUGACGAGGUCGAGUACCACCCUUUUACCGCCCACGACCCCCUCUACUACCACCCUCGAUAUCGCAAAGUCGUGACCUGGAGGCAGCCAACAGCAACCGUCAUCCCCGCUGAUGAUCCGAUUCCCCUGUCAGACCUCCCUCAGGAGACUCGCGCUCCUCCUCCUACUCCUCCUCCUCCUCCUCCUCCUCCCCCAUCUCCUCCCCCAUCUCCUCCCCCCAUCCCCACGGAUGCUAAGUUGAUGCCUCCGCCUCCUUUCCCCCGCCGUCUCCGUUCCCAGUCCCCGCAGCCCCCUUCCAUCCUGAAACCCCCAACCAGGACCGACAGGGAGACCCUGCAGAGCAAUCUCUGGGCCAUGAUGAAGCUCGCCGAUCGCGAGCUCACCGCAUGCCAUGAAAUCCUGGAGGCCACGAGUCAGCAGUGCCUGCAGCAUCUCUUUGAGAUCGACGAAGGCUUGAAAUACCUCGAUGCGCUGUUCCAGGAGGACGAGCGGCAGGCGGACAUGCUGCGACGGUAUGGGAGACACCACGAGCGCUCCGCUCAUUGCCUGGCGAAUGGGGAUGUUCAUUUCUACGCGUAUCGGUACGGCCGCGGUCGUGGGCCCAGAAGCACUCGGACUGAGCGAAGGACUGCAGGUUUCAGUUCAACCUAUCGUGGUGGCGGUCCUCAUGAUUGGCAGAAUCGCCUACGCGGCUUUGACCGUACCGUUGUCAGUGGACGGGUGGAAAAGAUGGGGAAGAAGUCGGACAGUAUGACUGGGAUUGCGGCUCGGAUCAAGCUUGGGUACGAGGACUUGAAGAACCACCCUCCUCGCCGUAGACGAGAGGGCGUCGAGGACGAGAAUUGGGGCGGGAACGAAGGUGAGGAAAUAGAGAUUGAGACAGAGGAUGCGGACGACGACGAUGAUGAAAAUUACUAUGAUGAGGACGACAACGAGGAUUGA
Aspergillus aculeatus ATCC 16872 is the source of this 1170-nucleotide messenger RNA. RefSeq lists its product as uncharacterized. Bases 1 to 1170 code for a protein of 389 amino acids. Lineage: Eukaryota; Fungi; Ascomycota; Eurotiomycetes; Eurotiales; Aspergillaceae. The record is from RefSeq and is a predicted model, not a curated record. The transcript has a single exon.